Eutrema salsugineum is the source of this 1400-nucleotide messenger RNA. Its product is annotated as plant cysteine oxidase 5. Gene Ontology annotation, molecular function: oxidoreductase activity, acting on single donors with incorporation of molecular oxygen, incorporation of two atoms of oxygen. The transcript has 6 exons. Lineage: Eukaryota; Viridiplantae; Streptophyta; Magnoliopsida; Brassicales; Brassicaceae. Bases 377 to 1105 code for a protein of 242 amino acids. The record is from RefSeq and is a predicted model, not a curated record.
AGGGGUUCGAAUUGACUGUUUCGAAAAGUGAGGGUGAAGAAAGUGAGCCUUGACGUUUUUUAAUGACCUACAAAGCAAAAGAGACCCAAAAAGAUCAAAUUCUGAUUCCUCCGACUAACCCAUUUCCAUCAGGAUCGUUUUCCUCCGUUUCCUUCUUCCUCGCCGUUCUUCGGAUUUUCACUCUUCUGCUCGAAAGGGCAGUGCUUGAGAAUCAUUGAAGAAGGUGAUCUCUGUUGCUUUUUGACACAACAGAUCAGUAACUGGAAACAGACACUGUCCAUUUUACCAACUCCAAACUUGAUUAGAGCCGCUUUGCCGCAAAUAGAGUAGCACAAGUUAGGAGCUCAAGAAUUUGGAGUUGUCAUCUCUUUGUAUCAUGCCGUAUUUUAUUCAGAGGCUUUUUAAUACUUGCAAGGCAUCUCUGUCGCCUAAUGGACCUGUGUCUGAGGAGGCCUUAGACAAGGUUCGCACUGUGUUGGAGAAAAUCAAGCCGUCUGAUGUUGGGCUCGACCAGGAAGCUCAACUGGUGCGUAACUGGUCUGGUCCUGGGGAUGAGCGUAAUGGAACCCAUCAUUCUCUGCCAGCAAUAAAAUACCUUCAUUUACAUGAGUGUGACAGCUUCUCGAUUGGAAUUUUCUGCAUGCCACCUUCGUCUAUCAUACCACUUCAUAAUCAUCCAGGCAUGACAGUGCUAAGCAAGCUCGUUUACGGUUCAAUGCACGUCAAGUCAUAUGAUUGGGCUGACCCUGAGCCAUCUGAGCUAGACGAUCCAUUACAAGCAAGACCCGCAAAGCUGGUCAAGGACACUGAAAUGACGGCCCCUUGCGCAACAACCACACUAUAUCCAACAACCGGUGGCAACAUUCAUUGUUUCAAAGCCAUUACUCAUUGUGCAAUCUUCGAUAUCUUAUCUCCUCCAUACUCUUCUACUCAUGGAAGACACUGCAAUUACUUCCGGAAAUCCCCAAUACGAGACUUACCUGGUGAGAUAGAAGUGAUGAAUGGAGAAGUGAUCUCAAAUGUGACAUGGCUUGAAGAGUAUCAACCUCCAGACAACUUUGUGAUAUGGAGAGUUCCGUACAGAGGCCCUGUGAUUAGAAAAUGAUAUAUUAAUAAAAAGGUGUAAGCAUAUAAGAAAAGAGCAGGAAGAGGAAGGAGCUUAUCAUCAGGAGAGAAUAAUUGGUAAACCACUCAGAGGCGUGCUGCUUUGUGGUCAAAAGAUUCAUACAUAUUUGUGACCCAAUUGAGUUUCAACCUAUUUCAUUAUACUAUAAGAUUGUUUACUACAUACAUCUUUACGUUUACUUUACUAGUUUAAUAGUAUAGUUAUUUUUUUUGUUUACAUAGACAAUUGCUCACGAACGAUGUCAUAACUAGUUUUCAUAAUUUGUAUUUCCAUU